AUGGCUGGGCAGCCACAAGUCGUGCUGCGUGUGCAUGGCGGACAUGGAGGAGAUGGCGAGGGCAACGAAGAAACCUUCCCGUCGGCACCGCCGUCGUUCACGGGCGCGACCAGCGACGAUAUUGGAGAGAUCGGAGAGCCUGAGGUCGGAGUCCGGGUACAGCUCCGACCAGGCCCGCUCCACGCUGUCCUCGAUGUCGGCUCCAGCCGCCUUGGCGGACAGGCUGCCGGCCGACAGCGGCCGACCGCAGGCCAGCGGCGAACCGCCACCGCUACCGCUGCCCUGCACGCUCCAGCCCAGGAUCGGUGGUACUAG
Ectocarpus siliculosus is the source of this 315-nucleotide messenger RNA. The record is from the annotation of a GenBank genome assembly. Lineage: Eukaryota; Phaeophyceae; Ectocarpales; Ectocarpaceae.